Messenger RNA from Actinia tenebrosa (Australian red waratah sea anemone), 2311 nucleotides. RefSeq lists its product as uncharacterized. The record is from RefSeq and is a predicted model, not a curated record. NCBI's taxonomy places the organism in Eukaryota, Metazoa, Cnidaria, Anthozoa, Actiniaria, Actiniidae.
GCGGCAACCAAUUGAGUGCAGGCUUUAUGGUCGUCAUGGCCAUGGUUUGUACUGCAAACAGUAAAGAAAAGUUAAUUUUGGAUUUGAUGUGCAGUGACUUCUGAUUUGAAUGGAUUUUCACGUCAAUUUGUGAUAUGAUAUCCUAAAUUUAUAACUCCAAUCUCUACGGCUUCUAAAGAAAAGGAUCGUGUGUGAUUUGGACACGUCUUAAACGACUCAUCUCAAAUCAUCUCCAAGAAUGUACACUGUUUACCUAUUCUGCUUACAGCUGUUUGAUUUGUUUAAAAUUCUUUAAAGAAUACACAUGGCUUCUCGUUGUAUAAAGGCUUUGAACGAUCUUGAUGAUAUUUCUGACAAAGUAUUUUACAAAUACUCCAAGAAUCGUUUUAGAUCAGAGAUUCAAGGAAGAAUAAAAGCUUCAAAGUCGAAAGUAGAUCGCUCAUUAGACCAAAACUCUCCUCCGAAAUCUGAAAAAAGGAGAGGUAGUACUGGUAGUUUCUCAUUAASCAGUAAAGAAAGUCCAGGUCCAAACACAUCAGCAAAAGCAAGAGGAACCAAGUCUGCUGCCAAUCCUAAAAUUUCGCACACACAAAUCAAGGAACAAAAAGAAAGGGCCAAAUCAACUAGUUAUUGUAGAAACAGGGCUCACAAAACAUUACUUAAGAAGAAUGAACAGAAGAAUGAAGAAAUGAAAGAGAAAUCAAGCCUUAAAGCUGUAGGGAAAACACCUUCUGUUUAUGGAAAACAUUACCAAGAUGAAGAAAGGACCUGCACUGAAAGUUGGUUUAACUUUGAUGAUGGUGUAAAAAUGGGUAGCAUAGAUUCGUUUGUCUGUGAUGACAGGAAUAGAAAGGCUUUAUGCUAUGGUCUGGAUAAGAAGGAGGCCAAGSCAGUACCUAAACUGUUACGUCACAGGCUGGAAGUACGGAUUGGUCARAAUGGUGAAGUAAGAGAUGACAAUGGUGGAAUCAAAAAGACAGAUUCAAAAGAUACUGGGGAUAACAACAUGUGCAAGAAAAUGCCCUUGUCUUGGGAGGAACAACUGAAUUGGGAAAAUGCUUGCAUCAAGUCUACUCGAUCUCCCUCACAACAGAAGACAGAAGAUCAGGGUCUAUGUGAGACACAUCCAGUAAUCUUCCAUCCCCAAGAAAGUCCAACCACUUUGUCAAGUAGUCCAUCUGACAUCGGUGAUACAACUGCAGCUUAUCGCAUGUUCUUAGAGAGAAGACUGCUGGUUAGUGAUCGUGGUAACCUCAUGUAUGGUGGCAAAUGUAUCACRUCAGUUGAAAUUGAGGAUGCAAGGGAUGAAAUCAAGGAAAAGAAAGAACUAAAAAUGAUAAACACUUCACUAAAAGCAUAUGUUGUGGAUGAUGACAGAAUGGAUAUGGGWGCUACUAUUAGAAAUAUCCAGAAUAUUUAUCCUCGGAGGUCUGCAGCCUCAAAAUCAAGCUUAAUGUUUAAUCCAGAGAAUGUUGUGGCCAACACCGAACCAUCUGAAUUCAAUCAGGUUGAGAAUAUAGAUGAAGUUAGUGAUCGUGAUAAUACACAGUCUAUAGAUUCUGAAAGAAUGGAUAAGAUAAACAAGAGAGUUAGCUUUAAAGAUCAAACAGAUCUAACUGAAAAGUAUGAUGGUUUAGGUGUUCAGGAUACRAAUGCAGAAGCAGUGCGAGAUGCAAACAUGCCAAUCUCCCCAUCAAAAGUGAGACCAAAGUCUUCGAAAGAAAGAUCUAGAGUUUUGACAGAUGUUAACGAAAAGCCAAAGAGACCGUACACCGCUCCUCCUUGUAGUCCAAGAUUGACUCAAGAUGAAGAUUUCGAAAAAGAAAUUGCAAGACCUUUUAACCUAGCUCCUGUUUGUGUGCYUACCUCACAAGUGAACUUGAGUGAUCAAGAUGAAAAUAACGAAAUCCCCUUACCAGACAAUGGAGAGAAUUUGACAACAGAUAACGAUAAUGAACUGAAAGAUAUAAGUAUCAAAGAYACUAAUGAAAGCAAACCAGCCAUGCGAGUUUCAGUUGCUUGUAAAUCAGCACCUAUGCRUGGUCGAACUCAAACACCUGAAGAACCUAUAUCGCGAUCUCUUUCCUCCAUGUCUACUCGAACAAACAAAAAUAAGUAUGUUCCAACACAACCUGUAGCAGUCUUAGCCGAUUCUUCUUUGGAAUUGCCUCCAAAUUUACCUCCUGCAAAAGCUCUUGUUGAGUUGAGGAAGAAAAUACGUGAAGAUUUGGCAAAGGAAACUGCGGAUCUGCAACUGGAUAUCCAACAGYUAUACCUCAAGCAUCAUGCCAGCUCUUAAAAUAUUUUUUUU